AUGUCGGGGCUUGGUACACAACUGUCCUGCAUUCUGAGUAGCGUGCUGCUGCUAUUCUGCGGAGGAAUGCAUAUAGGAUGGAGUAUUAUGCACUUCUACAUGAGCGGCAACAGCUGGGCGGUAGGAAUUUCGGUGGACGAAUACCGAUUUGCGAUUCUUUCGUUCUUCACUGGCUGUGGCUUCAUAAUACUCAUCGUGGCGGCUACAAAACAAUUUCUCCCGACGAGGAUCUGGCUAGUGCUUUCUGCCUUCUUUUUCAUAAUUAACGGCGCUUUCUUUACGGCCAUGCCGACUUACUACGCCGCCACCGUAGCCACGCGUAUUAUAGCAGGAUUUGGUCACGGUAUUUGCCAUGUUGUGUCGAUCAUCUACGUUGGUGAGAUUGCCUCGCGAAAUUUACGCGGAAAACUUGUGGCCGUGCUAGUUUCUAGCAUAAUUGGUGGUAUCGCGCUGUUCACGAUUCUUUCUAUGGUGACUACAAACCCAAUUUUCUUCUCCGAGCCGAAUAUGCACGCGAACCGAGCGAUCGGCAUUGUAAUCCUCUCGUUGAGCACCUUCGCUCUUGUUCCUGCGUGGUUCGUAGUUAUCGAAUCUCCUAUCCACAUCCUUACAACGUCGGGCAACGAAUCGGAAGCUAGAAGUAACCUGAUAAAGCUACGGGGCCUCAGCAUGGAAUCACCCUCGCUGAUGGAUGAGUUCGAAGACAUGAAGACACUCGCGUCGGAGAGCGAAAGCCUUUCACCGUUUUUCCUUUCGCAGGGAAACUUUCCCCCGUUUCAGUUGACUUUGCUCAUUAAAUUGGCCAACUUACUAUUUUUCAACUAUUCGAUGAAUACGGCCAAAAUGUCGCUCAUGUCUCUCAUGUUCACUCUGACACUGUUCAGUCAUAACUGGGCACCGUCAAUACUGAUGCUAAGCAAGUUUUGUGGUUCUAUCCUUGCUAUCUUUAUUAUUGACGUACUUCCGCGGCGUUUCCAGUAUGGCAUAUCGUCCACUUUUACCGGAACCUUCAUGCUCGCGCUCGGCAUUGUUUUAGCCACUUACGAUUCCGUUGAAACGUGGGUACCACCUUUUCUUUACAUAACCGCGGAAGUGUUCAACACUUUUGGCAUGCUCCCAGUCUCAGAAAUUAUGCUUUCCGAGGCGUUUCCACCAAAAAAGCGAGCCUUGUCUGUGUCCUCUAUACUAAUCUGCGAAUAUGUUGGCCAUAUGGUGGUGUACAUCAUAUACUUUAAUGUACCGAGCACAAUUGAAAACACUUACAUUAAAACCCUGGUAUUUUCGGGCGUCAUUCUUCUUAAGUGCAUCAUUGCUGUUCUGACGACGCCAGACACCCGAAACAAGUACCCUCGAGAAGCAGUUCAUGCGUAUAUGCAUAAGAAAAAAUAA
Anopheles cruzii is the source of this 1389-nucleotide messenger RNA. RefSeq lists its product as uncharacterized. Gene Ontology annotation, biological process: transmembrane transport. Gene Ontology annotation, cellular component: membrane. NCBI's taxonomy places the organism in Eukaryota, Metazoa, Arthropoda, Insecta, Diptera, Culicidae. The transcript has 3 exons. The coding region runs from base 1 to 1389 and encodes 462 amino acids. Gene Ontology annotation, molecular function: transmembrane transporter activity. The record is from RefSeq and is a predicted model, not a curated record.